This is a messenger RNA of Bathycoccus prasinos, 1014 nucleotides long. RefSeq lists its product with no specific name. Bases 1 to 1014 code for a protein of 337 amino acids. The transcript has a single exon. Lineage: Eukaryota; Viridiplantae; Chlorophyta; Mamiellophyceae; Mamiellales; Bathycoccaceae. The record is from RefSeq and is a predicted model, not a curated record.
AUGACGACGACGACGACGGCGACCGAAAACGGCAACAACAGAGAACGAAAGAACGCGCAGGACAUUCAUCCCACGAAGGUCUCCGCGAUGGGGGUGGACGCUGCACCUGCACCUGCAAAAGGAAAAGGAAAAGGAGAUGAUGCACAAGAAGACGAAAAGAAGAAGAAGAAGAAAACAACACAACAACAACAACAAGGGAAUAAAAUAUAUUUUGGGUUUCUGAAAGAACAACACUUGGCGUUAAUCAUCGUUCUCGUCACUCUCGUGCGAUUGUUCAUUCGCUAUAAGUUUCGUCCGAAGACGUUCAUCACGUGCACGGAAGACCAACCUUUGAUGGAGGUGAAAGAGAACUUUCUCAAUUUUCUCGAAUACGAAAAAAUUCGAAAAUGUACUUUGAAUCAUCCUCGAUUGAAAAUACCGUCCGCUUUAAGCAGUGGCUCGUUUUCCAAAACUCGCGGGUUUGUCGUCAAAUUCAACAAGGAAGGCGUAGAUUCGUUUUUGAAUCAUCCAGAUUACGGAGACUGCUAUGGGGACUUGUUUGAGAAAAUGCGGCUUCCAGAAACUAACGCGUACGUCUUCAACGCUUUAUUGUGCGAGUUAUCGGACUAUGACGAUUGGAAGAACAACCAAACGAGCGUUGGAUUACACUUAGAUCAGACGGUUGGUUUACAAGGACUAAAAGCCGAUCAUCAAUUCUUGGCGCACCAGGUGAAUGUGCUUUAUGUGGACGUCGCCGCGGAUAUGAAAGGCGGCGAGUUAGAAGGAUGGAGAUACGGGUCAGGUGACUUGAAACAGUCUGAUUUAUUAAAGCCCCACUUAUCAAUCAAACCUGAGAAGAAUAAACUCGUCAUGUUUCGAGGAGAUUCCUUUCAUCAAGUCAAGGCAUACCACACUUCAGAAUCGACGACAAAACGCUUGUCUUUAGUUCUAGAGCAAUAUAAAAUCAGCGACGAGUUUGUUCCAAACACCGUCGUUUGGAUGGAGGCGCUGAAACAAAACAUGACGAUGAUGUAA